AUGAGCAACCAUCGUACUCUGCAUGUAUUAUCCAUAUCACACGGUCGGGCAAUACGACGGUCUCGAUCUGAAGAGCAUUUGUCUUCUAGCUACAAAGCCGAAGAAGAUCUUAAUAUAAGGAGGGAUUCGGUGACAAUCAGGACAAUCCCGAGUUUUUGUCCAGUUGGGAAACUGACAGUGCAGUAUAUAAGCAAAGAACAGCAAGAAGCAAGAAAAAGUAUAGAAGAAUUUUCUGGGAAUCAAGAGAAACAAAUUAGAAGGAGGAACAGAAGCGAAGGAGAUUUGCAACUAACUGAGAGAGGGCAAACGGAUUCAUUAGAUACCACAGCUGGUUCACAGCCUUGGUUAAAAAUCACAAUGUCCUUGGUACCGGCUGCAUCCCCCCUUAAAACUGUCCAUGGUUUGGAAGAGGCUCGAGAUACCAUCAAGAAGCUCAACGAUAGCCUUCUGAAGGAGAAGAGGCUAUCAGAAACGAAGGACAUGACUAUUGAAAAUUUGCGACAUGAGAUAAAUCUCUUGGAUCAAGAACUUGUUGAUAAACGUAAAGAGAAUGACAAACACAACGAAGAAAUGCGGAAAUUACGAUCGAAAACAACUGCACUAGAGACGGAGAAUAAAAUUCUGGAGAGACAAGUGAAGAUGAUGAAUGAAUCGAAUAAACGACUUCAUAACGAGCUACACGAGUUACGAAACAAGCUUCGGAUUCAGGAAACCAAAGUCGGAGAGCUUCGGGUGCAGAGGUCGGAAGCCGUUCGGAAGUACGCUCAUCUUCUACAAACAAGCGUUGACAAAGGAACACGGCUACGAUAUUUUCUGCAGCAAUUGCAAAAUGAGAUUUUGGCUCACAGUGUAACCUCGAAGAAGUUUCAUGUGCAAAAACAAGUGCUGGAAGAUCUUAUGAAAGAAGACAGCGAAGAAGAUCUACAGUUCAAGAAGUACGGGUUAAUAUCACCGCGAAAGAUGAGAAGAAGCUCGUGUUUGUUGUCAGAGGAGGAAAAGCAAAUCCUGCGCAAAGAGUUGGAGGUUGCUUUGGGAAGCAAAAAUAACAAAAGACCAGACAAAAGUAUCCCCAUUGAAAAGCUGACGACAGCUACUGAACGAAUUGUUACUGAGGGCUUAAAAUCUCGGCUGGGGAAAGACAACGAAGAAACCUCGCAAAUGUCGAAGUUGAUCGAGGAGGCGAAGUACCAGAUCAAAGGUUUGGACCGGAUAGAAUCUUCACAUGUGGAGACCUCCAAAAGGCUAGAGGACAAAGUUGGAACGCAAUUAAAAGUGCUGGAAGGCGAACUCAAAGAUUUGUCCAACGAGCUAAAAUUGGCGCAGAUCUCAAAGAGAGAAGACGAGGAAAAACUUAGAUCUAUCAGAAAAUUCUCGGUCGCAGAUAAAAAAGUUGACAGUAUCAUUCUAGCUCGAAGAACAUCCCAAAUUGAAAAGUUGGAGCUUGAAAGCGUCAUAAACAGCAUAGAGAGAAGAAUGAGCGAAGACACUAACACCCCUAUGUCGCCGAGAGAGGCUGAAAUGUUGUCAAUGAAGCAUAAAAUGGCUGAAGUGCUGGAGGACAAGCUAAUGCUUUCAGAUGAGCUGAUUGAGUCUCGUACCAGUCUCUCUAAUUUGGAGAAUCUACUGGAAAGCAGGGGUCUGGAAAAUAAGAAAAUGGAGCAAGAACUCGAGGAAAAAGAACAGCGAAUUUCAGUGGUACAGGAACAUUUGAGGGAAGCAAGCAUUGAAACUUAUAAUCUUAAGGAAGAGCUAGAGGCCACAAAACAGGAGCUUUCGGCGAGAAGAAGAGAGGAAAUAGCACAAUCGGAACUAAAAGCCAAAGAUCGACCUCACAGGGUUGAAUUAAAUUUUACACCUACCAGCCAGCCUGCAUUGGAACAAAAGGCAUGGAACGUAAAGAAGGAGUCAUCUAGAGUGAGAAGUAACAGCCCCUCCCCAGAACCAAGCACGGAAAGUUCUCCACUCAAACGAGAAGACGAAGAAGUACAAGUUGGUAACGAACCACCGAGUCCCAGACCACUUCAGAGAAUUCGAUCUGAGGAGGAUCUACGUAGAAGAACUUUAAGAAGGACGUUAUCCUUAGAUCCGAAAGGAUGGGAAAGUUCUCUGCAAGGUUUAGAAAGAAGAAGGUCAUUAGAUCCAACAGAUUUUCGAACUAAACAGGAGCGCAAAGUUACCACAACAAAGCUGAAGUUGGUACGGCGAGCAGAUAAAGCGAUUCAGGCAGAAAGUAGCGAACAACUUACCAAGGCGCCAGAAAAUUUCACAGAUUUUGAACCUACAAGAGAAGCCUUGAACAGAGACAACCAAGAACUUAGAGUGAUUCUCGGAAAGCAAGACGAAGAGAUCGCAAGCCUCGUAAAUGAGCUCGGAAAAAUACGAGAUUCUGCCGAGAGUGGAGAAGACAGUAUGCCUUUUAACUAUCCCAAGAGAGUGUCUGAACUGUGGACGUCCCUUGAAGGGGCUAGGAAGGAAAAAGAAGAAGGAGAAAAAAGGAACAAAGAGCUGCAAGAUGAGCUUGAAAGACAACAACGAGAGAUACAAGCUAUCAUAAGGAAUUUGAAACGAGAGAACCCCCAGUUACCGUUUGAAGCUAGGGACAGUUUCAAAGCAAGCCUACAAACCGAGAGAAAAAAUUACUUUGAAAAGGGAAACCCAGAUUCUCAGCAAAGUCGUAGCUUGCAAGAGUUUGUGAGUGCAAAUGAAACAAAAAACAUGAAACAUGAAUUCGUUUUCGACAACGAAGACGGCCGACGGAUUCCUAACGAGCUUCAGUUAGAGGUAUCAUCGUGGGACGGCGACACGAUUUCGACCUUGGAGUCAUUUAUCAAUCUUAUGAAGAAAGAUCUGGCGACUUCUUUACAACAGAGUAAAGAAUUGGAAACAGAGCUCUAUAGAAAGGAAGAAGAUUUACGAAAAGCUAGAAAGGAGAUAGCGCUGCAUGAAGGUAAACCCCCUGAACUGACAGCUCGCUUAGAUGAAAGAGUCAAUGGGGAAGAUAGGACUGCCAGAGAAGUUAUUACGUUACAAACUAAAGUCGCGGAACUGACUGCUUUGUUAGAAGAGACAAAGAAGGAAAAACUUAAAACAGAAGAAAAGUGCGAGAGAUUCACAUCACAAAUUUCAGAACUGAAUGCAGCAUUUGGUCAAAUAAGGGAAGAAAAUGCUCAUCUCGUAAAAAACAUUGAACAGUACAAAUCUCAAAUUAAUGACUUACAAAUUUCUCUUGAAGAUUCAAAGACACAUUUACUCAGAGCGGAGAAGGAGAUUCAAGGGUUCAAAUCUAAAAUAAUAGACCUACAAAUUUCUCUGGAUGAAAUAAAGGCAGAAAAAGAUGAGGCGAAUGAAAUUAUUGAGCGAUCAAUAUCUAAAAUUCCAGAGUUAACGGCCUUGCUGGACAAUGCUAAUGAAGAACUCGGUACUGCUAAAAGGGAAAUUGAAAUGUACCAAACUGAAAAUUUGGAACUGAAAUCACACCUGGAGAACACAGAACAUGAAACUCGCAGUUCUCUGGAUGAAAUUGCUCAAUACAAGUCUCAAAUUUUAAUUCUGGAGGCGUCGCUUGAGAAAAUUAGGAAAGAGAAUGCUAGUUUAAGAGAAGAAGUCAGACAAGAUAAGUCAGAAAUUUUAGAUUUGAAAGCUUCGCUCAAAGUUAAAAGGAAAGAGAACGAGUGGGCAAUUGAAGAAAUUGAAAGAUACAAAUCCCGGUCGGAGACCUUGAGAGAGUCGCUUGAUAAUGUGAAGAAAGAAAACAAUGACAAUUUGAAGGAAAUUGACGACUACAAACAACAAAUUUCUGAUCUGAAGACUUCACUUGGUCGAUCAAAGAAAGAGAGCGCCAAUGUAACGAAAGAGUACGAGUUGUACAAAUUUGAAAUCUCCGAUUUGCAAACUUGUCUUGAUGCAGAAAGAAAGGAGAAUCGUGCUGCAGCAGAAAAAAUUGAUAAAUAUCAAUCCGAAAUCUCUAGUCUGAAAGACUCUUUGGAUAAAGCAAACAAGGAAGUUAAUGCCAAACAUUGUGAAAAUGAGCGCUACAAGAGUCAGAUUUCAGACCUGCAAGCUUCGCUUGAAACAGAACGUGAAGAAAAUCUGGCAGCCAGGAGACAUAUUGUGGAAAAUGAAUCCGAGAUUUGUGAUCUAAAUAGUUCUCUGCAACAGGCCAAGAAAGACAAGGAAACAAUGGUGAAAGAUAACCAACGAUGCAAGUUCCAAAUCUCUGAUCUACAAGUUACCCUUGAAGACGUAAGAAAAGAAAAUCUCGCCUCAGCGGAGAAAAUUACGAGGUAUGAAUCUGAACUGUUUGACUUGAAGAAUUCUUUCGAAAAGGCAAAAGAAAAAACCAGCCCUAACGAUGACGAAAUCGAAAGUUAUAAGACUCAGAUCUCAGAUUUGCAAGCUACAAUCGAAGAUGCAAGGAGCGAUAAAGAAAGAUGUCAAAAUGAACUUCAGAAUGAAAUAAAAAAGUGCGACGAGAAAGAACAGGAGCAUAAAAUGAAGGAAGCAGAAACGCGACUUGAGAUGGAACGACUGAAAACUAGUAACUCCAAACUCCAAAUUACGAUCAACAAUUUGAAAGCUCAGCUCAUGGAAGCCGACAAAAAGGUGAAAGCCUUGGAAGAUCAGAUAGAAGAAGACAACAAAACCAUUGCACAACUUAUGGAGGAGCAAUUAGGAGUUAGUCGAUUACAGGAACAAGUUAAAGUUUUAGAAACAAAACUCGGUGUAAGGGAUAAGAACUUGGAACAUAAAGUGGAGGAAAUCAUAGAGAAAAAUAAACUUAUUGAGCACUUACAGUUAGAGAAAGACAAACUCGAGCGAUCAUUCGCAGACGAUUCACUGAAACGCGUAGAAGAUCCUUUAUAUUUUGACUCUGUUGACGGAGAAAUCAUAAGCGAAACAGCUGCAGCUCAAAGUUUAUCUCAGAGUCUUCCGGUAGAUGGCACAAAUGUUGAAGACAUUGAGGAGAUAGGAAACGAGGUCGUAGAAGUCAAGGAACAAUUACAAACUCUUCAAGUCGCGCUGGACGAAAUUCAGAAGGAAAAAGGAUAUUUAGAAGAAACUGUGCGGCGACUUCAGAACGAAAAGAUCAAUCAAGAAAAGGAAUUAGAAUUACUAAGGAGACAGGUCCAAAUUCUCGAGGAUAGCGUAAAGGACACAGAGAAAACACUGGAAAAGAAUGCACAAAAGAUGUUAGAGAAAGAAAACGAACUGCAUGAACUCAUCAACGAAAAAGUAGUGAAGACGAGUCAGAUUGAGAGUUUAAAAGCAAGCUUAACUGCGGCGCUUCGCGAAAGAGAUUCCACACUGACAGGUAAGCGAGUUUUCAUUGAUGAUUUACCGGUAAUGAGCUAUUAAAAUUAGAAGUGUUCGGAAAGACUAAAAUUAGGAAUGUUGUGGCUAUGUGUUUGGGAAUUGUUUAGGCCUGUUAGGUUAUCUUGAAAUCGUUGUGCGAGUCUUGUGAGCCUUGGUUUGUCAUGUGCUGCAAGACCACACAUUUAUUUUAACCUUUUGAGUGAUGUGUCUUUGUAAUAGGGCUCAAUUCUCAUACAAUAAUCGUGAUCGCCAGUCGUGUUUGGGUUUGUCUUUGACCUUGCUUAGAGUCCUCAACGGGAGGUUUUAUUUAGGUUUUAGUUCUCGAAGAUUGAUUGUUUUUCAAGUACUUUGUUGUUCAUUUCGAAUGUCUUAUGGAGUUGUUUGGGUUAGCGUUCUAAAAAUGUGUUAACUCUGCCAAGGUCAGUUAUCCCGUAAGCCCAAACAUGCCUAACGAUAGCAUAUUUAAGAGCGUGUACCUAGGGCUGAAUUAGAGAGACUCGGUCAUUCAGAUGAAGAGCCAUUCCGAGUCAUUAAGCAGACAGAGAAUAAAAGUUCUUGGUCAGAUUCCUGGUUCCCACGUUUGCGCGAGUUGAUUAAGCUAGUUAACCUCAGCAAUCCCACAAGAUUGAACGAGGAUUUCAAGAUAAUCUAACAGGCCAAAACAAUUCCCAAACACUUGACCAGAACAUUCCGAAUUUUAAUAGUUUCCAAACACUACUAAUUUUAGUAUAGUUCAAAACAAUAAGUACAAAUGAUGCUUCGCAAAAUCACCUACAAAACUGAUUGGAUAAUAACAGUUUACAGGUUUUGGGCGCCGAUGGAUCAUGACUAUGACUAUGCCUGGUUGUUUUUUUUGGCAUAACACGAUCAUCUUUGCAACGUUCCAAAUUACUACAGUAAUGCAAGACUCCUUUGAUUUUUACCUUAAGUUCUGCUUACUCAAAAAGGAUGUUCUACACUCUCCGUCUUCUUUCUCAUAGCCGGCCGAAAUAUCAAAAUGUCGUUAAAAAUUGAUAUGACCAAAUUAUUAUCAAAAUUAUUUAAACAAAGUCAUUUUGAGGUGGGGUUACGCCGAAUAAACUUCUCACACCCAGCAGUUAUCAAUUGUAAAUUUCCCUUACAAUCAUUUAUACAUUAACGAUGAAAGAGAUAAGGAGAAUUAUAAAAGUAUUAUCUAGGAGAUAUUGCCUUGAUAUAAGACCAAAUUCUCACGAACAAUCAAAUAAGAAAUGUGUGAUCAUUAGUUCGGAGAAUUAACUUUUUGACCAUUUUACGGCUAACGGUUGAAAAUUGAAACCCUCUACAAGGCGGCAGUGCCCGCAAAACCAGAACACGAGCUUAAAGACAGCUGUGAGAGAUUUAUAGUUGGCGGUAGACCGUUAGUGACCGGCUUUUAUCAAAACCCCUGUAGAGUCAUCCAAAUUACAACAAAACUUUGCAAUAAUUGUUUUAUUUUCACAAAUCUCACUAAAACCUAUGUAUGAAGCUAAUCAAGUACAAACGUUUUCAAAAUGUACGAAUAUGUACAACUUUGACUGAAAGUAAAGAAAAAAUUUUAAAAAGGUGGCUUUCAUUAUGUGCUGAUAACCUUGUAAGUUUACAAACAUACAUUCAAGAACUAGGAAUUCCCAAAGGGAAUGUCCUUUUUGUUCAGAGCCUCUCAUUACGCUAUGUGUGCGAAGCAAAAGGCUAGCGCUUAAUUAAAAAGGAAAAAACAACGUCAAUUAAUGACCACACAAAAAAAAAACAUUACUUUUGCAUUGUCCUAGAUAUAAGUUCUUGAUUCGCAUAUAUCUUAAACAUAAGACAACCUUUGUACGUUAUGAUAACGUUUGUUGACUAAAAUCAUUAAACAACAUUUGCCAUUACCACUGCAAUUGGGCCUCACAAACGAAUUUGAUAAGGCCUUCGUGUGUUUUCAGAGUAACAAAGAAAGAACAAUCAAGUGUGAUUUCUACUCAACUUUUGGCUGCGCUGUCAUUCAAUUACUAAUGACAUGCUCCUUGAACCUUUUAAUUUGCUAUUGAUCAUUUCAAAUAUUUUCUUAGCCUAACAACUUGAAAACAGUGUCAAGCAAACGGGUCUUGAAGUAAAAAAAAAAACCUUACCAUCAGGCCGAUGUUGUCUUCGAUUCUUAUGAAUAACUUACAAAGGAACAUAUAACCAUCUGUUAGGAGAGUAAACUCCCAGAUCUUGUUGGAAUGGGUAAAACAUUUGCAAUUAGCAGUCUAAUUGACUUCUGAAACAAAGCUUUAAUGGAGCUACAAUUUCCUUUACAAUAAAACAAGCCUCUCACCGAAAGCGUGGGCAUUCCAAGGUGGAAAGAAAAAAAAAUCAAUUACGAGCAACUUAUAAGGCAGUUUUCUUGUGCAGACAUUCAAUUAGUCAAUGAUAAAUUUAUGAUGUACAGCUUGGAAUUUUCUUCCUUUUUCAGCGGAAUACUUUGAUCAGAAAAGUAUUCAUUUGUCAAACUAUAAAGCACAUCCAAAGUUUACUAUCAUUUGACUCUGGAAUUAUCGCAAGCGACUUUUCUGUCCACUGAGGAUGUUUUAUCAGCAUAGGGGAGUUCAAAAUCAGCUGUUAUACUCUCUCGUUUGAUUUAAUCUUUGGCGGUCUUUUACAACUAAACAAAUGUGAACAAUAAGUUGCCACUUUUACGUUUAGCGGAGAUAAAAAACAAAGGAAAACUGUAAAAUCGUUGUUUAACGGAUGGCACGUUUCUGAGAGGUAGAACAAAUAUCACAGAAAAGAAAAAAAAAAUAAAACGAUCACGGAAUUCUCGAUAAUUUUUUUCCGUACACAGGAUAAACCUAUAUAUAGCCUGAUAAUCUUUUGACGCAAUUACAUCGUAAUUUGCAGAAUUUACAUUAAAUUUUCUAUAACUGUUUACGUACAGGAAUUUAUUGGCUUUAAUGAAGAUAUUGCUAGCUUUGCUCCAUCAACCAACUCUCUCAUAUUAGGCAAAUUUGCCCCGACCGGAGAGAAAUUCUUAUAUCUGAUAUCUAGUGCAAUGUUAAUAAAACUGAGUUAGACUUCUCUGGAAAGUUUUUGAUAAGAUUUGAGUAAGCGUGUUGAACACUUCGAUUACAAACCUUUGUCCCAUUAUAAUGCACGCGUUUUCCGUUUGAUUCAAAUAAGCUUUUGUUUUGUUGAGCGACGCCGACCUCGUGAACACAAAGGAUCUAACGCUUACUCAAAAGUUAUCUAAAACUAAGUCGGAUAUUCAUAAACAUGAAUUAGAAAAAAUAUUUGGUUCACACUCAAAGAAAGGCCCGUUUAAUUGGGUGAGUUAAAGUUUACAGUUCACAUAUUUUUUAAUCGGUAAUAAAAAUGCAAAGAACCUCAAUUAUUUAAAGACCCAAUUCCCACUUGGAUUAAGAGAGAACAAUAACUUGUAUUGGUAAAUUCGGCGUGGACGCGUUGAUUUGGCGUUAGCUUGUUUAUAGCUAAGGUAUAAGUCAGUUUACUCUUCAAAUUGUCAAGUGUUUGUUUGUUUGUCUUCUUGCCUAUCGUUACAGCCAAGUGUUAAACAUUAACGUUUCUUUUUUGUAGCCAAAGACGACUCCAUCGAGAAGCUGCAAAAAGAAAACAGGACACUGCAAGGCCAAGUCGAGCAGCUUAGAAUGGAAGUUCAGAAACAAGCCGUCAACUGGCAACAGAAAGCGAAAAUGGAAGCUGAGUAUCACGGUAUUGCUGACAAGUUGAAAGAAGCAGAGCUGAAGUAUCUGCUCACCAAAGAAGAGAAGGAGAAGGUUGAAAAAGAUUUGAAGAAUACCACCGAACGAAUGAUCAUGCUGCAAAAAGGACUCAGCGAUGCGCAAGCCUCGGUUAAAAUGAAAGAAGAGAAGAUGAAACAGCUGACGGCUGAGAAUUAUGAUUUGCGAUCACAGAUUAGGGAUAAAGACGAGAGCAUUCAUCGAGAGGAGAAACUGCGCAUGGAAAACAUGAAGUCUUUAGACACGCUGAAGAUAAAGUUGGAGAAGAUGGAAGGAGACAAUAAGAAGCAACGAGAAAGAUUGUUUAGUUUGAAAUCAGCGUGCUCAGAGGCAAACGAAGCGUACGAGAUCGUCAAGAAACAAAACUACGGGAUGAAGCGUGAGAUCGAAGAAGUGAAGAAAAAACUGAACGAAAAAGAUUCCGCACUAGAAGUUUCUGAGAAGGAAAAAGAAAAAAUGGAGGAGCAGAUUUUAAACGCGUCAAGAACUAUCGACGACCUGCGCAAAAGUUUCCGAGGAGAUGAAAGCAUUUCUCCGGAUUCUGCUCUAGGAGUUUCUUUAACAUCUGCUUUUGAGUUCAGCUCUGGCCCAAGCAGCCCCAACUCUGUUGCCUCAGAUAAUGCAUUCUCCGGUGAUGGUUUCGGCCAGGAAACUGGACUUCUAUGCAAGAUGCCGACCAUGAUCGAAAGUUUCCGUGCGGUUGUUCGAGAUAACGAAGUAUUGCGCGGGAAAUUGUGCGAAUUCACUGUGCUAAAGGAGAAACAGGAGAGCCAAUUGAAGCAUUUAUCGCAGAUGAAUGAAAUUCUGCAAAACGACGCUGGCAUAAAGGAGAAAAGUCUCAUUGGUCUCGGAGACAAAGUCAAGUCGUUGGAGGCCGAAACUCGAGAAGCUAAAAAUAAAGCUGUCGAGCUCGAGCGCAGUUUUGCCGUGGUAUCGACGCAGGCGGACCUCUUGAAAACAACUCUUGAGAAUCGCGAGAGGGAUUUUGCAGAGUUACAGGAGAAAAUUGACCUACAGGAAGAGAAAGAAAAAACCUUGGAAUUGUACUCCAAAUCUGUGGCAGAGAAGUUUGAGCAUGAAAGCAGUGAGAAAAAGAAAUACGAGGAACUUUCUCGACAGCUGCUGGAUGAAAGUACCCGUCAGAAAAACCGGUUUCAAAUCAUAGAAGAAAAGCUUUCUGCUUUGUCAAACGAUCAUGCUGAUAUUUUCCUUUCCGCGCCAAGUGGUGUUUCUAUAGCAACGACAGCUGAAGACAAAGUGGAUGUGCUGUUAAAGAAGAAGAGAGAUUUGGAGACGUUAGUGAGUAGCCUCCAGGCUGAGUGCACUGAUUUACAACUGGCGAACGGCGAACUGCAGAAGGAUUUAACACAAUACCAGGAAUCUGAAAAACGGUGGCAGGAACUCGAAGGCGAACUUAGAGCUUCGCGCAUUCGUGACGAGCUAUCCAAUGCUAAAGUCAAUAAGCUUGGAGAACAAAAGAGGUCUUUGGAAAAUGAAAACAAAGCCAUGGAAAAGGAUUUGGCCGAGGCGAGGAAGAAUGAAGAAAACUUGAAGAUCAAGGUUGACACCAUGAAAAAGAUCAAUUCGGAUCUAGAAAACGCCAAUGGAAAUUUCCAAGCGGAAAACGAAAGUUUGAAAGACGAUUUACGGCGAGCAGAUGAAGAAAGUUCAAAACUGGCAAACGAGCUGAAGUCGUUUGAAGUAAAAAUGGCUGAGAUUGAGAUAACAAAUGAUGCAUUCCAGGUCGAAAACGAGAAGCUACGGAAAGAUAUCAUGGCGUUAACUGAGGCAAAGUGUGGGGUGGAGUUGACGAUUUCUGAAGCUGAAAGACAGAUAAAGAAACUCAAAGAGUCCGCCGACAAGGAGAAAACAGACAGGGAAGCUAUGCAAACUGUGAAGAACGAAACUUUGAAGCAUUGUGAAGAACUGCAAGAUGAAUUGAACAAAGCGAAAAACCAUAUCGCAGCAAUAGAGGGGAAGCAGAAAGAAGCUGAAAAAUCAAUGGAAGAAAUGGAAAAGAGCAAGAUCGCUUCAUCCUCGGAGAUAAGAGGGCUUUCCGACGAACUACAGUUAGUCAAGAGAGACUUGUCGGAAAUGGGAGAACGGUACAAGAAAUCAGUUCAAGAGGAAGAAAAUCUGCAGCAGAAAUUAAACCUGGCUAACUUAGAUAUGGCUAAGCUGACAACUGCGCACCAAGGAAGUCUAAAGAGAAAUGAAGCGAUGGAAAAGAGCCUCCUCGAGUCGAAAGGUAAAAAUGAAGAGUUGGAUAUAUUGCUGGAAAAAACCCGUUUAGAGAAAGCGAGUGUACUCAGAGAUUGCAGCGUGAAAGAAGAAGUCAUCCAAGAGCUGCAAGCAAAGAAACAAGAACUUGAAGAUGAAAGGCAGAGUCUAACAAACGACUUGUUCGUUGCCACAAGAAAGGUGUUAGCGCAGCAACAGAAUGCAGAGAGCUUAAUCAAUGAGAUUAAGCAACAGAACCGCGAGAUGAAAGGAACCAUCAGAAAUGCUCUUAACAAAGAAGGAAGAGUCGCAGAGGAAGAAAAUUUCAGUCAAGUAGACAGCGAAACUAGUGUUUCAGACAAUGAGGCUCUAAUGCAGAGCUUGCGCCAAAGUAUCCGAGCUACAGAACGAAAUCUUGAUUUCUUCCGCUCGGAGGCCAAAGUACCCGAACACGAGACAAAGAGCUAUCAGCGAGACGUCGAUUUUAUCAACAAGGAGUUCGCGCUACUUCGAAAUCAGCUGUCCUUGUUUUCAACUACUUCUCAAAAGUUAUGCGUAGAGAUAAAAAAGCUCAAAGAAGAUCUGGCUCAGAAGGAAUCUUUGUUGGAAGAAAAGAAAGAACAGCACGCCCUUUUGAAAGAGGAAAAUCUGGAGAAUUGCGAAUCUAUAAUUCAACUACAGAACAAGUGCAGUGAGCUGGAGUCACUUUUUGGUGAAUACGAGAACAAAGCAGAAAAACAACACGCGGAGUUGAUGCGCGCGAACCAACAGCUAUCAACACUGGAUUCAAAUCUAACAAGAACCGAACAGAAAAAGACAGCUCUGGAGAAAGAACUACUGGUCUGUCACGAGAAAAUCUCGCAUCUAGAAGCAAGUGCGAGAGCAAUGAAAGAGGAAGCUCGGAACGACAAAAAGAAGAUUGCCUCGCUAGACGCCGAAUACAGCGAGAAGCAGACACUCAGUCGCGAGUUGGAGAAUACGGAAGCAAGUUUACGAGAACUCAGGAGCAAGUUAGACGAUGUCUUGAAAGAGAAAGAAGAGGCCAAAACUGAGUUGUGUACAAUAAGAGAGGAGCUGCGACAGGAUCAAGUCGAAUUAAAGAACACCCGUAAGGAGCUUGACAGUAUGAAAAAACAGAUGAAUUCGGAGAGGGACAUACGGCAAAAAGUGGAGCUGGACCUCAGUGAAAACACUGCGGUAUGCAAGACGUAUAGGAACAAUCUACAAGAUUUAGAACGUUCGAUUAGCAGACUGCAAGAGGAGAACUCGGACCUGGAGGAAAAAGUCAGUAUUUUAGAGACAACGGGAAACGCACUGAGAAAAGAGACGGAGCUACAGGCCAUUGAGAUGAAAAGACUUGAGGAAGAACUGGCGGAUAAGAACGAUCAGUAUACGAGUCUUUGCAAAAACCAUGAAGGGAGCGAGAAAGAGAGAAAGAAGUUAAUGAAUGAGAUGAUUGCCGCAGACGAGAAGAUUUCGAAGCUACAGGGAGCUUGUGAUGAGCUCCUGAAGGAGAAAGAAACGAGUUCCAGUAAAGUUAUGUCCCUUAAUGAGGCUUUAGAAGUCAUAAUCUCAAGCAACGAAGAAACUGCAGCCAGUUUGAAGAAUGAUUUGCUGCUAACGAAGAAGGAGCUUUCCGUGGCCACAAGUGCGCUGGACCGGCGACAAAAACAAUUGGAAGAGCUACAAGAAGAAUUGAAAAAGGACGAAAGCAAGAUCAAGUCGUUGGAAGAGAAGAAGCAGGAAGUAUUUGAGAAGUAUUGGGCUAGUCAAAACGAGCUAACGGAAGCCGAAGGAACCAUUCAAAACUUACGAGCAGAGAUCAGGGAACUAAAGGAGCAGAUUGCAUCAAGCGCGCAGAGGAACCAACACCUUCAAGAAACACUGCAAUCUGAAAGAGAAACAAACGAGAAAGAAGUAUCAGCAUGGAGCGAUCAGAUGACCAAGUUGAAAACACUGCAUCAGAAGGUAGUCGGAGAGCGUGGAAAUUUCAAGCAAGAGUUAGAGAUCACUCAGACAGCUCUAGCAAAGAUGGAAAACGAUCUAAAACAAACAAAUGACGUUCUAAGCGAAAAAGAGAAAGUUUUUGAGAAAGACAUUACCAAACGCAAUCAAGAGUUGGAAGAUUUGUCAAUGCAAAACGCAAACUUGAAGAACGAGCUGCAGAAGACCACAGAGGUGCUGGAAAAAACGCGCGCAGAAAGCGAUGAUCUGAAGGAGCGCUUGGAUAUCAAUUUAGAGAAGGUAGAGUGGUUGGAGAAGGAGCUCAAGGAACGAAAUACGGACGUAGAAGAUCUCUUGGCCGAAGCGCACGCAAAGCUUAACGUUGUACGCAAGAUGAAGGCUACGAACAGCGGCGAAUAUUUCGCAGAGCUGCCGUCAUCGGAAUUCAUGGCUAAAGAAGACGAGGAAGGGGUUGACGGGGGUGAUGCUCGCCCAGUUACACCAAUGAAUACUUCAAUGAAAGAUGUAGUGACCUCUCUCCAUGAAGCGUGCCUCUCGUCUUUUAACGACAACAGAGGACUUCAACAAGUGUUGGCUGAAAAAUCAGACGAAAUUGCUCGUCUGGACGAAGGUCUUCAAAAGGAGAAGAAUAACGCAGCUGAGAUGAAAAGAUACCUCCAUGAUUUGGAGAAGAAAAAAGGAAAAUUGGAAGACGAUGUUAAAAGAUUGCGAAGACGUCUUGAAGCACUGAAACUCAAAUGCGUGGAAAUGGAAAAGGAGAAGGAUAAUGAAAUCACUGACACUAAAGGAGAAAAGAUCGUACUGGAGAAGGAGCUGUGGGAUACGAAAGAGGCAUUAGAACAAACAAAGGCGCAGUUGAAAACCUCAGAAGAAGACAAGGAGAGAUAUUACAAGGAUCUAGAAGCCUCGCGAAGGCAGAUUGUUGAUGCCAAGAACGAAAUCAAAGGAAGUCAACAACAGCUUGAUGCACUUCAGGAAAACAUUUUGCAGUUAAAGCGAAGGACAUUUGAGCUGGAGGCAAACGAUAAAGCGCAAGGGCAAGUGAUUCAAGAAAAAGAUAAAGAACUUUGCAUAAAUCAAUCGAAGAUCCAAGAACUGGAAGAGAUGUAUGACAAUACCAAUGAGAAGAAAACGGAGCUCUAUGCGAAGCUUGCAAGAGCGGACGAACGGAUGGCCACGUUAGAGGAGGACUGCAAGGAAAAUAGACUGGAGAAAGCCAGCCUCGAAAAUCAAAUUGCAGACUUGAAAAACAACGUUGAUGACAAAACUUCGAUGUUAGAGAAAAUGAAGGAUGAUUUACAACAUUCGCGCGAGAAAUGCGAAGAACUUGAGAUCCAGAGUGGAAGUCUUCAAGCAACUAACGAGAUCUUGAAGCAACAACUAGACACCACGAAAAGAGAUAAUGCUCAAUACCAAGCCCUGCUUCAUAAGGAGAAAGAACUUAGCAACGCUUUCAACGGCCAACUGCGCGAGGUCAAAUGCGAAAAGGAGAGUCUCGAUCGCGAAUUGAAAGGAGUCAUUGAACAGAAGGACCAUAUAAAACAUUUGCUGAAUAGAUCAGAGGAACAACUGACAGCUGCAGAGCAAAAAUCCGUCAAUUCCUUCCACGAGGUUGAGAACCUCAAACGACAGAUGGUGAAGAUCCAGAGUGGUGCAUGCGCUGACUCGGCGCGGAAACAACUGGAGCUUGGUAAGCUGAAAGCUGAGUCAGAGUCGCUGAAGAAAGAGCUGAAAGAAAAAGAAAAAGAAUACAACGAUAACGUCACCAAGUUCAAAGUGACAGAAAAAGAAAACGAAUUCCUAAAGAAAGAUCUGAUGCAGAAACACAACCGGGAAUCGGAGUUGAAGCUGGAUCUAACAUCCACUAACAGCAAACUUCAGAGCUAUGUCAUCGAGAGAGAAUGCUGGGAGAGAGAAGUCAAGUCUGUAAUAAGUGAAAUGGAACAGCAGAAGAACGCCAGUCUGUCAAAGGAGGAAAGGCUUGAACGACUGCGCACGCGCUACGAGAAUGAGGUCAAGGUUUUACAAGAUCGCGUUGAGGCCCUGGAGCGAGAAGUUCGCAUUAUCCAGGAGGCCAGUGAACAACAACGACACGCGGAUGAAAUAGCAGCCAAGCUUGCAAUUGAGUCCAAAGACAUGGAGAUUGACAACCUGAAGCUUCGUCUCCAGGCAACUAGGAUGCAUACCAGCGAAAAAAGCGACGUGUUGGAGAUCAUGAAAGACCAGCUGGACGAGAGAACAAGACAGAUUGCGGAUCUAAUGGAGCAAUUACGGAUGUUGAAAGAGAGUUAUCAUCUUGAACUAGGGAGCCUACACGCAGACCUUAAGUGCGCCCAGAUGGAGAACAUGCUUCAGAAAAGAGGAGAGCUGGGAAACACCUCAGGAUCACGGCAGGAGGCUGAGCUUCUGGAGGCCAUUAAGCAGAGCAGAAAGGAAUCAGAGAGAUUGAGAAGUCUUCUGAAAGGCAAGAUGAAAGAAAUGAAAUCACUGAGAAAGCAUAUCCUCACCGAGCGAGUAAGUGGAGGGAGAAAACCCGGGUAUACAAUGUAUUAG
Pocillopora meandrina is the source of this 15767-nucleotide messenger RNA. NCBI's taxonomy places the organism in Eukaryota, Metazoa, Cnidaria, Anthozoa, Scleractinia, Pocilloporidae. The record is from the annotation of a GenBank genome assembly.